Molecule: messenger RNA, 3777 nt
Organism: Brachypodium distachyon (stiff brome)
Lineage: Eukaryota; Viridiplantae; Streptophyta; Magnoliopsida; Poales; Poaceae
Product: pentatricopeptide repeat-containing protein At2g22410, mitochondrial
Exons: 2
Coding region: 52-3609 (1185 amino acids)
Biological process (GO): RNA modification
Molecular function (GO): RNA binding; protein binding
Source: RefSeq, a predicted model, not a curated record
UAAAAAAGAAACUUCCAAUUCAAGCUGCUACAUCUACAUGUUCGACAGCCAAUGGCGCCGCCGCCCCGGCUGAGCGCCCGAGCCGACGAGGAGAACCGCCUCGUGGGCCUCGCCGCGCGGUGCGCGUCCGCGCGGCAGCUCGAGCAGCUCCACGCCCGCGCCGUCCUCCUCGGCCACGCCCGCAGCAGCUUCGUCGCCGCCAAGCUCGUCCGCGCCUUCGCCGACCUCGGCCACCUCCGCGCCGCGCGCGCCGUGGCCGCGUCCCUCGGCGCCGCCGCCAACGCCUUCGUCUGGACCGCCCUGGUGCGCGCCCACUCCCAGUCGGGCUCAUCCGCCGCCGCGCGCGACGCCGUGGCGCUCUAUGCCCAGAUGCACCGCGGUUGCCCCGGGGUCAGGCCGCUCACCUUCACCGUCUCCUCCGUGCUGAAAGCCGCCGCUCGCCGGGAGAUGCUGCGGGAAGGCGAGCAGGUGCACGUGCACGUCUUCAAGAACGGGUUCCAGACCGACGAGCGGAUCGCGACGACGUUGGUGGAUCUCUAUGCCAGGUGCGGCAGGCUGGACGACGCCCGCAGGGUGUUCGACAGAUUGCUCGUUAAGGACGCUCAGCUGUAUAACACCAUGAUCGCUGCGUAUAUGGAGGCGGGUGAGGUGGAGCUUGCGGAGGAGCUGUUUGAGGUAAUGCCGGAGAGGAACACGCACACACUCAUGGAGAUGGUCGGCGGAUACUCUGCGCGUGGUGAUAUGGACUCUGCGAAGCAUGUCUUUGAGAUGGCAAAUGGAGUUGUGAACAUGGUCUUGUGCACCGCUAUGAUAUCCGGGUUUGCUAAAACUGGCAGUGUUGAUGAUGCCAGGUCCGUCUUUGAUGGAAUGAGACAGCGGGAUGUUGCGACCUGGAAUGUGAUGAUUGGCGUGUAUUCAGGCGCUGGUCGGGCUGUAGAGGCAGUGAAUCUCUUCAAGGUUUUGUUGGAGAGUAGAGCAAGACCGAAGGUGGAGCCAAACCACACUACAAUCUCAACGGUGGCAGCUGCAUGCGCGCAAUGUGGGUUGCCUACUCAAGCUAGUUGGAUACAGGAUUAUGUGGACAGUCAUGACAGGAUUUUGUUGAACAACCAUACUGUAGCUGCCCUCAUUGAUAUGCAGUCAAAGUGUGGUAAUAUAGAAAGGGCUCUUGACUUGUUCGGCGGGUGGACACAAAGAGAUCUGAUCUGUUACAGUGCUAUGAUCUCUGCAUUGGGCAUGCAUGGCCGUGGAGAGGAUGCAAUUGCAGUUUUUAAUGAGUUGCGUGACAAUGGCUUCCAUCCUGAUGGCAUCUGUUUUGUGUCAGUUCUCAAUGCCUGCAGUCAUACAGGUCUGUUGGAUGAGGGUCGUCGAUACUUUCAGAUGAUGAAGGAUGAGUACCAAAUUAUUCCUACUGUAGAACACUACUUGUGCGUGGUAGACCUGCUUGGUCGUGCUGGAUGCAUUGAUGAAGCUUUCCAAAUGAUCACACAUGAGAUGCCAACGGACUUACAACGACAUGCUGGCAUUUGGGGUGCUCUUCUAAGUGCUUGUAGAACUUACUCAAAUGUGGAGAUUGGGGAGGUGGCUGCAAGUCAUCUAUUCAAGUUGGAACCAUAUAAUAUGGGAAAUUAUGUCCUGCUUUCAAAUAUAUAUGCAAAGGCAAAGAAGUGGGAUGGAGUCCAAAAGGUUCGAGCCCUCAUGAGGAGACAAGGAAUGAAGAAGGUGCCUGGGUGGAGCCAAGUUGAUGCUCAAGGCAGUCUAAGAGAGUUUAUUACCGGCGAGCUUCAUGACAGUGUGCUAGAGUUGAUAAUGGAGAUACUGAAUUGGGAGCUCAGGGAUCAUGGUUACGUCCCAAUCAUAGAAGUUGAAAUGUGCUUGUCUUCACGAAUGCUCGAUGGGAAUAUGCGAUCUUUCUCCACUGUUGGAAGCUCUUGCCCUCAAAAUAAACAUGUCCUUUCCGUUCCAAUCUCCCGCCUCUCCCAUCGUCAUCUCCCCCUCCUCCUCUCCUAUGCAACCGUCUCGGGUCUUUUGUUCAAUCUACCCCUGCUCCACUCUGUCCUUCGCUCACUCUCAGUGGGGCCUGUCCCUUCUCUCUCCCUCUCAUUCCUCUCCCUACUCCGCCAGUCUGGCUAUAUGCCCCUCGAUAACUACUCCCUUACCGCUGCUUUGUCUACUGCCGCCCGCCUCCCUUCUGUUGUUGUUGGUGCCCAGUUUCAUGCCCUUUCUGUGAAACUCGGCCUAGAUUCUGAUACAUUUGUCCUUAAUACUCUUAUCAACAUGUACUCAUCUUGUAGUUAUCCAUCUACUGCAAGGUCAGUUCUUGAUUCUGCUCCCCAAGGGGCCACGGAUGUUGUUUCUUGGAAUACAAUCAUUGCUGGAUACCUACAUGGUGGGAUGCCUACUAAAGCAUUGGAGGCUUUUGGCCAAAUGACCAAGGAGCAAGUUAAGCUGGAUGAGGUCACGUUACUGAAUGCUCUAGUUGCUUGUGCAAGGACAUGCACAGCGAAGGUCGGGAGGCUAUGUCACGCACUACUUGUGACGAAUGGUUUUGAGAUUAACCCUUAUACGGGGUCUUCCUUGAUUAGUAUGUAUGCAAAGUGUGGACUGGUCGAAGAUGCUCGUAAGGUUUUUGAUGCAAUGCCUGAGAGGAAUGUGGUUUGCUGGACCUCAAUGAUUUCUGGAUAUACACAGGUUGGUAAGUUUAAACAGGCGGUUAAGCUGUUCAGAGACAUGCAAAUUUCUGGAGUAAAAGCUGAUGAUGCGACAAUUGCUACUGUUGUGUCUUCAUGUGGCCAGAUGGGAGCACUGGACUUGGGACGGUAUGUCCAUGCUUACUGUGAUGUUCAUGGUCUAGGGAAGGGUAUUUCUGUGAAAAAUUCAUUGAUUGAUAUGUACUCGAAGUGCGGGGAUAUCAAAAAGGCCCAUGAGAUAUUUCGUGGGUUGGUCAAGCGUGAUGAUUUUUCUUGGACAGUGAUGAUAAUGGGAUUUGCUGUGAAUGGCCUCUCUGGUGAGGCAUUAGAUUUGUUUGCGCAGAUGGAAGAAGAGGGUGAAGUCAUGCCGAAUGAGAUCACUUUCUUAGGUGUCCUAACUUCUUGUAGCCAUGGAGGGUUAGUUGAACAGGGAUAUCAUCACUUCCAUCGCAUGUCCAAGGUGUACGGUAUUGCACCAAGGAUUGAACACUAUGGAUGCAUGGUUGAUCUCUUGGGGCGUGCGAAGCUAUUGGCAGAGGCAGAACAAUUCAUUGAAGAGAUGCCUAUCGCUCCUGAUGUGGCAAUAUGGCGGUCGUUGUUAUUUGCCUGCAGAGCUCGUGGAGAGGUGGGUCUUGCAGAAUAUGUAGCAGAAAGGGUCGAAGAGUUAGAGCCAAGCAGGUGUGGAGGAAAUGUUUUACUUUCUAAUGUCUAUGCUACCACAUCAAGGUGGGUUGAUGUGAAUAAAGUGAGGACAGGAAUGGGCAGGAGCAGAGUGAGUAAGCGGCCUGGUUGCUCUGUAAUUGAAGUGAAUGGAUGUGCCCACGAGUUCUUGUCUGGAGACGAGACACAUUUAGAGACUGAAGCUAUAUACAACAUUCUUUUAGGGAUUAAUGAACUGUUAGCAGCAGAGUCUUCCUGAUGUGAAAGCUAAUUUAUUUCUGUAGCAACACUACCUGUGAAUCUAUGAUCUUAUAUUAUGAAAGGAUGAAAUCUUAUGUAUGUAUUUGUAUUUGCAUUUCCCUCUGAGGCAGAAGUUCCUUUUUCCAGACAUUUACAGCAUUAACAACUUAGCACAUAAUUGAGUGUA